UGAAGUCGCAGAAAAAGGGGGAGCAUUCCUCUGCUCGCAUCGAACUGGAUCCCCUCCCCUCCCCUCCAAAUCCAAAUCCAAAUCCGAACAACUCGAAUCGGCGGCGAGGUCGAGGCGGAGGAGACCAUGGGGCAGGGAACGCCGGGAGGGAUGGGCAAGCAGGGCGGCGACCGCAAGCCGGGCGGCGACGGCGAUAAGAAGGAGAAGAAGUUCGAGCCGCCGGCUGCGCCGUCCCGCGUCGGCCGCAAACAGCGGAAGCAGAAGGGCGCUGAGGCGGCGGCUCGACUUCCCAACGUCGCGCCGCUCUCCAAAUGCCGCCUCCGCCUCCUCAAGCUCGAGCGGGUCAAGGACUACCUCCUCAUGGAGGAGGAGUUCGUCGCCGCGCAGGAGCGCCUCCGCCCCCAGGAGGAUAAGGCCGAGGAGGACCGCUCCAAGGUCGACGACCUACGCGGAACGCCCAUGAGCGUCGGAUCGCUUGAGGAGAUCAUCGACGAGACCCACGCCAUCGUCUCCUCAUCUGUCGGCCCCGAGUACUACGUCGGCAUCCUCUCCUUCGUCGACAAGGACCAGCUCGAGCCUGGCUGCUCCAUCCUCAUGCACAACAAGGUUCUGUCUGUCGUUGGUAUAUUGCAAGAUGAAGUUGAUCCUAUGGUAUCUGUGAUGAAAGUUGAGAAAGCUCCUCUGGAAUCUUAUGCUGACAUUGGUGGGUUAGAUGCUCAGAUUCAAGAAAUUAAAGAGGCAGUUGAGCUUCCGUUGACCCAUCCUGAGCUGUAUGAAGACAUUGGAAUCAGGCCACCCAAGGGAGUCAUAUUAUAUGGAGAACCUGGAACAGGGAAAACUCUACUUGCCAAGGCUGUUGCUAACUCUACAUCUGCAACUUUCUUGCGUGUUGUCGGGAGUGAGCUUAUUCAAAAGUAUCUUGGUGAUGGUCCCAAACUAGUGAGAGAACUGUUUAGAGUGGCUGAUGAGCUUUCUCCCUCAAUAGUCUUUAUUGAUGAGAUCGAUGCAGUUGGAACAAAGAGGUAUGAUGCUCAUUCAGGAGGGGAGCGUGAGAUUCAAAGAACUAUGUUGGAGCUGCUGAAUCAGCUAGAUGGUUUUGACUCACGUGGAGAUGUUAAAGUUAUUCUAGCAACAAACCGCAUUGAAAGUCUUGAUCCAGCUUUGCUUCGGCCAGGUCGAAUAGACCGGAAGAUUGAAUUUCCUUUGCCAGAUAUUAAAACUAGGCGUCGCAUCUUCCAGAUACACACAUCAAAGAUGACGUUAGCUGACGAUGUGAACUUGGAAGAGUUUGUAAUGACCAAAGAUGAAUUCUCGGGAGCUGAUAUUAAGGCCAUAUGCACGGAGGCUGGAUUGCUCGCCCUGAGAGAACGUAGAAUGAAGGUGACCCAUGCUGAUUUCAAGAAGGCAAAGGAGAAGGUGAUGUACAAGAAGAAGGAAGGUGUCCCUGACGGUCUCUACAUGUAACAAAUUGGUCACUGGUCUUCAGUGUCAGAAAAAAACUCGUAGCAGUAUUUCUUAUUAUCAUUGGAUAUGUUAUUUGGUCUUGAUCAAUGGGGGGAGAAAGAGUGUGCCUUCUCUCUACGUUGUUGGACAUCAUGUAUUACCCUUCCUUUGAUACCUUUCAAGUACAAUUAAUUCCCUUUCAGAGAAA
Molecule: messenger RNA, 1651 nt
Organism: Phragmites australis (common reed)
Lineage: Eukaryota; Viridiplantae; Streptophyta; Magnoliopsida; Poales; Poaceae
Product: 26S proteasome regulatory subunit 4 homolog
Exons: 5
Coding region: 127-1464 (445 amino acids)
Biological process (GO): proteasome-mediated ubiquitin-dependent protein catabolic process
Cellular component (GO): proteasome regulatory particle, base subcomplex
Molecular function (GO): ATP binding; ATP hydrolysis activity; proteasome-activating activity
Source: RefSeq, a predicted model, not a curated record